GCAGAGUUCAGACAACCUUUUAAGAGGUUAUGUACUACUGACUGUGACAAGUUUGUAUUGCUUUAAUAACUAGAUCUGGGAUUUCCAUUCACUGUAGUCUACAGAUUGCAAAUUACAUUUUAGGCUGAUCUAAAGAAAAGAAAAAACAAAAUCUGCAUUACAGUAUGGUCAACUUUCGGCACUCCAGAUGUUGUGGACUAGAUCUCCAUAAUGCUCUUACACCCAUAACGUUUGCAAAGCAUCAUGGGAGGUGUAGUCCACAACAUCUGGAGUGCCGAAAGUUGCCUAUGCCUGGUCUAGAAUGAUAAAGGCGAGAGUUUCCACAUUAGUACCUGCAAGUUUUAAACGUGUAAUCGUAAUGAGCCACAGAAGCAUCUUGGAGGUGCAUAAAUGUGGGCCAAUCGGAGACUUCUGGAGUAGGUGGCAAGGUUGAGUACCUCUGCCAUCAAUGUAGGAAGUAUGUAAACCAGCUGAGUGACUUAAAUAGGUUUAUAUAGACAUUUUUUAAAAUUCAGGAUUUUAGUAGACUAGACUUAAUAUAGAGCGGUGAAUGUUUGUUUACAAGAACUUGUAGGACCAGUGGUAAUAAAAUUAAGAUUCUGGAAAGUCAGAGGAUCAGACAUUUGAUGUAUGCAAACUCACCUCACCAAAUACUAUGGGCCUUCUAGAUUUGAACUUUGUUAAACAUUCAUAAUGGUUUUCCUUUUCCAUUUUAGACUGUCCAUUAUGUACAAAAUACAAUAAAUACGAAUUGAAAGACAUUGCUGGUCAGCAGGUUUACUCUGCUACAGAAGAAAACAAUUGCUGCAAUAAAUACUUCUUCGGUGGCUUACGUCCAUUCACCAUGACAAUAAGUGACAAUCUGGGUUGUGAAGUAAUCAGGUUAAUCAGACCUCUCCGGUGUUGGACUACUACAUGUCGUCUACAGAGUGUAAGCAAUACUGUUUAUCAGUGGUUGUCAGCCCUCUGAAACAAGUCACGCUACACACCAAACAGGUAGUUUGGAAACAUGCCGGCUCACUUCAGCCCCUGAACUUAAUUUCAGUUCUAAGUCCAUUGGCUUCAGAUUUCCUUAUGGUGUUAAGCAGUUUUAAAAACUGGGUUAAUACUGAAGGUCAGUGCUUGGGUGGCACUCCUGUUAUUAGGAAAUUAUUGGCUUGACAGCCAGGUGCAGGCAAGGGGCAGCUGGCAAGUUUCCCAUCCAAGCUGGAUUGGGAAUGCACUGGUAUACUGCUUUAUCCUCACAAUGCAAGCCCUGGCACCAUGCUAUCCACUACCAUAGGACAUUAAGAAUUUUAAAUGUGGCACAAGGCACUUAGAGUGGUACCCAUGCAGAUAAGCAAAGCACUUGGCUAUUCACAUCAACACAAAUACUCCAGACACUACAUAUUACACUGCAAGUUCACAUUAGUUCACUGAGAGAAAGGUUUGGAAUGUUGUGACCCUGUUAACCUGUAGGUUUCAGAAGUUAGAGAGUUUGUAAAUUAAGCAGAUGUUUAUUACUCUUCAAUUUAUUCUUCAUUUCCAUUUGUACGUAGCUUGAAGUGCAGUCUCCUCCAGGAACAACUAUUGGUUAUGUAAUCCAGAACUGGAGUCUGUGUCGACCCACUUUUACUAUCCAAAAUGAAAACAAUCAGGAUGUUUUUCGGGUAACGAGAACCAUGGGCUUAUGUUCACCUCUUUCAUUUAAAGUAAGUUUAUUUAUCUCCGUUAAACUAUCCAUUGCAAGUCACAGCAAACUCCUUCCCAGCAGACAUAUGGAGUCUCACAUUUACACAAAGUUAUAGAAAAAAAAAUAUAAAUGAGUUUGUCUAAAUGUGCAAGGCAUUUUAGAGUUUGUACACUUAUUGGCAAUUUAAAGCAUGCCUACUCAACAUUUGAUCAGAAAAAAAAAAUAAAAUUUUAUUUUCACUUGUUUUAUAUAAAAAAAAAAAACUGUUCCUGUAAAACACACGUCAAGGUUUUCAAAGAAUCAAAGACGAGAAGAUGUAGAUUCAAAACUGCGUUACACAGGAGACAAAUUACUCCUAACACUUUAGUGUGAGUUAUUGUGUUCUGGAGCCCUCUAGAGCACAAUAUAAACUUGUCCAACUUUCCCCAUCCCUGGCUUACCAAGUCACUUAUACCAGAUUUGCGUACCAGUUCAGACCACAUGCUCCAUUCUCAAUUGUGAAUUCCUCAGUUUCUCCUAUCCCUUUAUCACAGAUCACCCCUGUUUUAAGUCUAGUGUAAGUGUGGCUGUGUGUAUUUUGUCCAGCAUGGUGCGAGUUCAUAAUGAGAACGCAUGGUGUGUAAAUCCUGUAGUUUUAUUUUGAUAUAAUUUGUAUAAAUGGUCUAGUUUAGCAUGUAUUUGUGGGAAUGCAUGACUAUGGAUGUAUGUGGUCUAUUAACAGAAAUGCAGUAUGUGAGCCUACAGGUGUUUCCAAUGCAGAAUAUUUUACCAACCCACUAGCAGAUUUAGGAUUUAACCCCUUUGGGUUAGGCAAUCCUACAGUAUCCCAAAUACAUGGGACAGUCACAGGCUAAAAUUGCUUGCUAAGCGAUUAGUGAUACUAACACCUAGUCCAAAUUGUUUUUAUUUAAAUAUAUACACACACACACACACACACACACACUAACUUGGAGUUUCCCCUUUAUGGACUGUUCACUGGAGACCUGAUGAGGGUCUGCCUGUUUCAUGGGAUCUUUCAUAUCUGGGGUCACAUCUAUUUUCCUUACUUUAGGUAAAAACCGUAGAGCAGAGAUCAGAGGUGGGGAUGAUUAACAUGCGUUUUUUGCGUCUGGGUAUGUGCACAUACAACAAAGAUUAUGAGAUCCAGUUUCCAUUGGACCUGGACGUGAAACUGAAAGCUCUCCUGCUUAGUACAGGCCUUUUAUUUGUGAGUUUACUUUUCCAACACCAUUUACAUUGAUUGUAUCUGUUCAAGUGCACCCAAAAUUAUUUUGCUACCUAUACUCCGUGAGCUUUCCUACCACCAUAACCACUGUAGAACCUUUGGUUGUGGCAUUUAACUUGUUCUUUCAGAAACCAUCUUGUUGAGAGGUUUUUAAUAAACAAUUGACAAUUAAACUAAAUAAAUAUGUCCCUACAAGUAGACCCCUAGAAAAAAAACAUCAAGUUGAAUCAGAUAUCAGGACAAGACAUCAAAACAGACUACAAAUAGUCUCCACUAUGGCAUCAACUUGUUAAAUAUUGCUGUAUCCAUGUUGCCAAAAAAAUAAAUAAAAAAAUCAUGACUUGUAUGAAUGCAAAUCUGGGCUAAAUAGAGUUAAGACUCUACUGCUCUCAAUGUCCAUUUCCUCCCUCUCAAUCCAGUGUAGAGACCAACGCACUGUUACAGCUUCCUAAAACCUAAUGACAGAUAAGAACCAGUCGGCCCAUCUAGUCUCCCCAAUAUUUCAAAAAAUACUUUUAAUUAGUCCCUGGCCUUAUGCCUAUCCCAUGCAUGCUUAAACUCCCUCUCUUUUUCACAUCUACCACUUCAGCUGGAAGGCUAUUCAAUGCAUCCACUAGCCUUUCAGUAAAAGUAAUACUUACUGAUUGUUAAACCUUUGCCCCUCUAAUUUAAGACUGUCCUCUUGUUUAUAUGCCAUUCUAGUCAUUAGAACACAUUUGCAUUAUGGAUACAUUAUUAUACAUACAAGUAGCACAGAUGUACCAUCAUUAAAACAAUGCUUACACACAUUUAACUCAUCUGUUUCUCCUUCAGGAUUUCCUAUUCUAUCAAAGAAAUGGCUAAAAAUGGAACCAGAGUGUUGGAGGAUUUUCCCAUGGGACUAUUGUGAUUGAAUUCUCCAAGGAGAGGCACACCUGGUUUAUUUUGCUUUCACCGCCCUUUACUUAUACUGUGUUCUCAUUUUACUUUAUCAAUCAAUUGAGACAGCCAGUAAUAGACGCAGCAGAUGUUAAUGUCGGACUGUGUGGAUGUAUUAUCUGCAGCAAUACUACAAGAAUAUAUAAAAUAUAUCCAUGUAUACAUUCAUUAUGUCUAUUCUAACUUUCAUUGCAAUAUGCAGAAACAAUUAACCUGGCUAACUUGUACCCAGGUAGUUAAAAAAAAAAAAAAAAAAUUAAU
Molecule: messenger RNA, 4076 nt
Organism: Pelobates cultripes (western spadefoot toad)
Lineage: Eukaryota; Metazoa; Chordata; Amphibia; Anura; Pelobatidae
Source: the annotation of a GenBank genome assembly